Molecule: messenger RNA, 1050 nt
Organism: Penicillium roqueforti
Lineage: Eukaryota; Fungi; Ascomycota; Eurotiomycetes; Eurotiales; Aspergillaceae
Product: transcriptional regulator family: Helix-loop-helix
Exons: 2
Coding region: 1-1050 (349 amino acids)
Molecular function (GO): protein dimerization activity
Source: RefSeq, a predicted model, not a curated record
AUGUCGGGCGGCUUCAUCAUCAAAGAUAAGCCCGACGGGGAUGCAUUCACAUUACCUCCUGCUGCAUUGAGUAACGCCAGUCGGAGAUCUUCUCGCUCAGAUCCUUCAUAUGCCCCGGCAUCGCCAACCUCCCCAGAACUCUCUGGCCGUCGUUCAAGCCACACUGCACGGUCGGGUACAUCGAUCAAACGCCCGCUCGAGGAUUUUGAUUUGCCUCCGCCACCAACCAGAACUCGCAAGAUCAUCCAGAUGAAGCCAAAGUCACCUUCAAAAACCAGGACGAGGGAAAAUGUCAAGGGUUCACAGAGUUCAGAAGACGCAAUGCCCCCCACAUCGAACUCUAAAAGGAAACAGCCCAGUGCGACUAGUGCUGCAGGCCGCAAGAUCGCCCGCAAGACCGCACAUAGUCUAAUUGAGCGGCGACGACGGUCCAAGAUGAACGAGGAGUUCGGGACGUUGAAAGACAUGAUCCCAGCAUGCACCGGGCAGGAAAUGCAUAAGCUGGCCAUUCUUCAGGCAAGCAUUGACUAUGUCAAUUACCUAGAGAAAUGUAUCCGCGACAUGAAGACUGGAGGAUUCACACAUACCCCGGCCGCACCCCCCUCUCCAACAUCCCCUGAGUUCAUCGCAGAAACAGGCGAGCCGCCUAUGCGAAGGGAUAGUUCUUCUGCUUAUUCAUACUCCACCUCUGCAUCACCGGAGUUGCGCGCUGCUCCCACAGAAUUCCCCGAUACAUCCCCGUCCUUCUCUCCGCGCACCCAAGUCCCCUCAGCCAAUAUCCCGCAGGAUGCGUCAUCUAUCCUUCCUAGCCCGGCACUGGGCCCGAUAUGGGCGUCGAACGAGAAGAUGCAGGAGUUUCAGGGGGUUGAUCAUGAGGCUUCGGCAGCUUUGCUCAUGCUGACUCAGGAUCGGAGAGGGACUGCUGAUUCGAUCAGUGAGAAUUUCCCUGGGAGUACGGCAUUGGCGCUGUCUGCGGAGGAGACCCCAGCUGCGCCUGCUGAUAUUCCAAGGAGAAAGGGCAUGAGUGUCCGCGAUCUUCUUAUUUCAUAA